CUCGCAGCGAUGACGCGCACACAGACGAGUUAAGUUAGCGGGGCCAAUCUGUCCUGGUGAGGGGGUCCGUGUGGAUUUGAAGGGACGACGUCGAACAAUCACCAGGACAACUUCACCUUGCACCUAUCUACCAGGCCUUGUACGACUCUAACUCACAUCCGUCAGUGUCUCGUAUUCACCAGCAUAUCUGAGUUGUAUAUCGAUCGCCUCGUCACGUCGCGAUCGGCCUAGGAAUCGACGUCUGUGAGCGGCAGAAAUAAAGCCCGAACCCGAAAUUUGAAGCACGUUCGCUUCGACAGAUAUCAACCUCGCAACUCUGCAAAACACUCAUCUCGACAGACCACCAUCACCAUCACAAUCCACAGGAGUUGAUGAUCAUGAACCCGAGCUCGUUACGAUACCUUCGAGGCCGAGUGAGGAGUACCGCACCGGUAUUCACGGAGCGGACCCGAUGCUUGUCCUCCCGACCGAGCAAAUUGAACACGGCACCCGCAUCGUCUACUGCACCAGCACCUUCGUCUUCACCUGCUGGUCGGAGGACGGAACCCGAUUCAGGGGGUAAUCUCGUCGGCCCGUCGGACCCGAUCUCUAACCUCCGUCCGGUCAUCUACCGCUCCAAGAACCCCUCCUCCUCCUCUUCAGCCUCUUCAUCUCGUCCGUCAGCCUCGAGCCCAGCAACAGGUCGAUCGGGAACCGACUAUACCCCUUACUCGAUCUCGGAGUUCUCGUCGGUGUCGUCUUCAGGGAGGGACAGGUCGGGUUCGGACAGGAGGUUGGGGGAGGAUCUGGCAGAGAGGUUGAGGAAGGAGGCUGUUGAUCGGAAGAAUCACGAAUUUUGGGCAAAGACCAACCUCCUCUUCGAAGCUCACCAAGCCCACCGUCUCUCCCUCCUCGGCCCCGCUCCUUCCCCCACCACCUCUUCCCCCGACGAGAUCGCCCGGUACGCAGCGGACAAGGAAAAGGUCCUCGCCGAGUUUUACCGCGAUUGGAUACAUGCCAACAAGGACAGGCAGGCGAGGUGGGUGUGGGAGUGGUGGGCGGAUGUAAGGGAGGAUGUGGGGAGUGGGUUGAGGAAGGGGUUGAAGAGGUUGUUUGGAUAAAUGGGGAGGAGCAGGGAAGGGACGGCUGAGGGCCGCGGUGAUUUUGCCUUUAUUGCCGCAUGAAUAUAUAACACGCAGGAUGCGAGAUUGGCAGAUCGCGUAUGUCGAGAUCUGAAUGUCAUUAUGCAGCGCUUCAAAUGCGGACAUUUACAAUUCUUGGGG
Molecule: messenger RNA, 1262 nt
Organism: Filobasidium floriforme
Lineage: Eukaryota; Fungi; Basidiomycota; Tremellomycetes; Filobasidiales; Filobasidiaceae
Exons: 3
Coding region: 372-1100 (242 amino acids)
Biological process (GO): intrinsic apoptotic signaling pathway
Cellular component (GO): mitochondrion
Source: RefSeq, a predicted model, not a curated record